Molecule: messenger RNA, 4878 nt
Organism: Nerophis lumbriciformis (worm pipefish)
Lineage: Eukaryota; Metazoa; Chordata; Actinopteri; Syngnathiformes; Syngnathidae
Biological process (GO): regulation of gene expression
Cellular component (GO): nucleus
Source: RefSeq, a predicted model, not a curated record
GGCAUUUCCGCCUCCUCACCGGACGGACGCCGGAAGCAGAAAGAAGAUAUUCGGUGCCUGAGACUGUUGACAUUUACCUGCUUUUCAGACAUCUCUGGAGAACGUCUUCCCCCGAGCAGCAAGUGGACCUCAAGAAUGGAGCAGGAUAAGCCUCAGCCCCCCUAUAUUAAAGAGGAAGAGGAGGAGGAGCUGCAGUAUCCCUUCAUUAAAGGGGAAGAGGAGAAGCCAAAGCAAGCCCACAUUAAAGAGGGGGAGGAGCAACUUACCUCUUACAUAAAGGAGUCGCAUUCCCCCGUCACAUUACAGAAAAAGAGGAGUCACAGCUCUGCUCACAUUAAAGAGGAAGAGGAGAAACACAGCAUCAGUCAGGAGGAGUUUGAAGGACUUGAGGAUGACCAAGUGGUCUGUGUUAUCGUGAAGAGUGAAGAUGAUGAGGCCAAAGGUGAAAGUGAGGAGAAGAGAGAUGUGGAGCCUCCAAGCAGCAGCUCAACAGAAGCUGAUGGAGACCACUGUGGAGGAUCACAAGCAGUCACAAUCUUAGCUCCACUAUCAAGGUCACACUCUCCUGACACUGAUGAUGAAGACUCUGAAGCUGAUAAGACAUGUCACACUGACAACACACACGUUAAUAACACUGACAACACACACUUUAAUAAGACAUGUCACACUGACAACACACACUUGACAUGUUCUGACUGUGGCAAAACUUUUAAAUACUGUUGUCAACUGAAAACACACAUGAGGAUACACACUGGAGAAAAACCUUUUUCCUGCUCAAUCUGUGGUCUAUGUUUUACUCAAAAGCAUCAUUUGAUAACACACACAAGAACACACACUGGAGAAAAACCUUUUACCUGUUCAGUCUGUGGGCUAGGUUGUACUCAAAGGCAACAUUUGAUAAUACACACAAGAAUACACACUGGAGAAAAACCUUUUUCUUGUUCAAUCUGUGGCAAAGAUUUUACUCAAGAAUACCAUUUGAAAGCGCACAUGAGAAUACACACUGGAGAAAAACCUUUUUCCUGCUCAAAGUGUGGUAAAGGUUUUGCGCAUAAAAAUGUGCUGAAAGGACACAUGAGAAUGCACACUGGAGAAAACCCUUUUUCUUGUUCAAUCUGCGGCAAAGAUUUUACUCAAGGAUACCAUUUGAAAGCGCACAUGAGAAUACACACUGGAGAAAAACCUUUUUCCUGCUCAAAGUGUGGUAAAGGUUUUGCGCAUAAAAAUGUGCUGAAAGAACACAUGAAAAUGCACGCUUGAGAAAAACCUUUUCCCUGUUAAAUCUGUUAAGGUUUUGUACAACAGUGUUUUUCAACCACUGUGCUGCGGCACACUCGUGUACUGUGAGAUAUUGCCUGGUGUGUCCGUGGGAGAUUAUGUAAUUUCACCUAAUUGGGUUAAGAAUAUUUUUUGCAAACCAGUAAUUAUAAUCCGCAAAUAAUGUGCUGUUAUUGAGUGUCUGUACUGUCUAGAGCUCAGCAGAGUAACCAUGCAAUACUCUUCCAUAUUAGUAGGUGGCAGCAGGUAGCUAAUUGCUGCGUAGAUGUCGGGAACAUGGUUUGUGGUGAUAUGCAGACGACAGCGGGAGGCAGCGUGCCGGUAAAAAGGAAUCUUAACGCUUGAACCAUAAAUAAACAAAAGGUAUUGAAGCUUAGGGAUGGCUAUGUAAAGCUAAACUAAAACUGAACUGGCUGCAAAAUAAACAAAAACAGAAUGCUGGACGACAGCAAAGACUUACAGCGUGUGGAGCAGACGGCGUCCACAAAGUACAUCCGUACAUGACAUGACAAUCAACAACAAAAUAGGAGCUCAAGACAAGAAUUAAAACACUACACACAGGAAAACAGCAAAAAACUCCAAAUAAGUCACGGCGUGAUGUGACAGGUCGUGACAGUACACCUACUUUAAGACAAGAGCUAUAGUGAUGCAUGCUUGGUUAUGGUUUAAAUUUAUAUCCAACAAUUGCGAGAACGACUUUUUACUGUCAAUAUCGGCUGCUGAGUUUCAUUUUUUAAUGUUUUCUGCCGUGAGGCUCACACAUUCAUCACGAUCGAGAGUCCAGCAUUGGUCUCCUGAUCUUCGGGAUGAGCAAUGUACAGUACUUCGUGAACGGGUAGGGGAGCGAGCUCGUUAAGAACAGGCCCCGUUUAGCAGGGCCCACUCGUCAUAAAACAUACCUACAUGUCAUGGGCAACCCCAGGUGGUAGGAAGGGCUGAUGUUGUCAUCCUUCAAGACCACCUGGCCAACCCCCUGAGUCCGGAGCUUGCACCACUUCGCGGACUCGUCUUUGCCCCAGGUUUGGUUGGAGACUUUUGAGGUAUGAAUGUGGGAUACCCUCUCCUUUGGCCCUGUAUGUUUCAUGCCUGUGAGAUGCUCACAACUCUUGAUUAGGUCGACGAUUGGAAAGAGAUUGGCUGAGAUUACAGCAACUUUAGGAUCAGUUGAGCCCAGGGAUUUUCAUUUGCCCUUUAAUUGAGCCAUGGCCACUGUGGUCGUUUGUUUGCAGAUGGCCAGGCAAACAUAAGCGCAUACAACAUGUGUGACAUCAUUGUUGUGUAACACAAUCUUCUUCAUAUAUCUAAUUAGGGACCGCAAUGUCCCUUUGGGACAGAGGACCCUAUUGUAUUUUGUCCGUUUUAUUAUUAUUAUUCCGACGCCUCUUUGAACUGUAAUUUGACCCCCUUAAGAUGCUUCAAAACUCACCAUAUUCGACACACAAAUCAGGACUAGCGAAAAUUGCCAUCUAAUAAAAAACCAAACACCAAAACUCAAAAUUGUGCUCUAGCGCCCCCUAGGAAAAAACACAGACAAAACUGCUUGCAACUUCGGGUAGAAAUGUCGUAGAGACAUGAAACAAAAACCUCUAUGUAGGUCUGACUUAGACCUAGAUUUCAUACAUUGACAUCCUUCAGUAAAAAUCAACAGGAAGUUGGCAAUUCCCCCUUCAGAACAAAAGUUUACUAAAAACAGUCACUUUUGCCUCUUUGAGCUGUAAUUUGACCCCUUUAACAUGCUUCAAAACUCACCAAACUGGACACACACACCAGGACUGGCAAAAAUUGUGAUCUAAUAAAAAACCCAACCCCAAAACUCAAAAUUGCGCUCUAGCGCCCCCUAGGAAGAAAACACAGACACAACUGCUCCGAGGAAGAAAACUCAGACAAAACUGCCUGUAACUUCCUGUAAGAAUGUCUUAGAGACAUGAAACAACAACCUCUAUGUAGGUCUCACUUAGACCUACAUUUCAUAUAUUGACAACCCCCAGCAAAAAUCAACAGGAAGUUUGCAAUUCCCUCUUCAAAACAAAAGUUUUGUAAAAACCGGUCACCUUUUUUCAAACAUUAUCUCCUCUGAGCGCGUUUGUCGUGUCGGCUUCAAACUAGCACAGGAGAGAGAUUGAACCCAUCUGAUUAAAAGUUGACCAAAGAGUUUUAAUUACUGCUCCGGUUUGGAUUUUAUGCGCCGUCAAAGUCGGUCCCGUCCAUCGCUGCUUGCAGCUUUAAUUGUAUAUGAAUCUAUAGAUGAACUCCUUUAUAUGAUUUACAUAUUUGUUUGACAUUUGUUCAUUCCUUUGCUUUUGAGUACACAUACACUAUAUUGCCAAAAGUAUUUGGCCACCCAUCCAAAUGAUCAGAAUCAGGUCUCCUAAUCACUUGGCCCGGCCACAGGUGUAUAAAAUCAAGCACUUAGGCAUGGAGACUGUUUCUACAAACAUUUGUGAAAUAAUGGGCCGCUCUCAAGAGCUCAGUGAUUUCCAGCGUUGAACUGUCAUAGGAUGCCACCUGUGCAACAAAUCCAGUCGUGAAAUUUCCUCGCUUCUAAAUAUUCCAAAGUUCAUUAUAAAAAAAUGGAAGAGUUUGGGAACAACAGCAACUCAGCCACAAACUGACAGAGAGGGGUCAGCGGAUGCUGAAGCGCAUAGUGCAAAGAGGUCCCCGACUUUCUGCACAGUCAGUUGCUACAGAGCAUUUUGGACUGCAUUGGGCCGAGUGUGAAUUUUGGUGGAGGAGGAAUUAUGGUGUGGGGUUGUUUUUCAGGAGUUGGGCUUGGCCCCUUAGUUCCAGUGAAAGGAACUUUGAAUGCUCCAGGAUACCAAAACAUUUUGGACAAUUCCAUGCUCCCAACCUUGUGGGAAUAUUUUGGAGCGGGCCCCUUCCUCUUCCAACAUGACUGUGCACAAAGCAAGGUCCAUAAAGACAUGGAUGUGGUGUGGAUGAACUUGACUGGCCUGCACAGAGUCCUGACCUGAACCCGAUUGAACACCUUUGGGAUGAAUUAGAAUGGAGACUGAGAGCCAGACCUUCUCGACCAACAUCAGUGUGUGACCUCACCAAUGCGCUUUUGGAAGAAUGGUCAAAAAUUCCUAUAAACACACUCCGCAACCUUGUGGACAGCCUUCCAAGAAGAGUUGAAGCUGUAAUUGCUGCAAAAGGUGGACCAACAUCAUAUUGAACCCUAUGGGUUAGGAAUGGGAUGGCACUUCAAGUUCAUAUGUGAGUCAAGGCAGGUGGCCAAAUACUUUUGGCAAUAUAGUGUAUGAUAUACAUAUUUGUUCAUUCCUUUGCUUUUGAGUACACAUACAUCCCGCUUAGUUCAUAUUUACUGGUUCACAUCUGAAACAUCUUUUGGACCACUUCUUGAAGCAUAUUAUUAUUUGAGCAGUUGUGUUUCAUACAAGAUCAUGUACUUUUAUAAUGUGAGACUUUUUGAAUAAUUUGUUGGAUCUAGAUAAUCCAUUGCAUUAUCUGAACUGCUGUCUUUUUGUAAUACGAAUAUUGUUUUAUAUGUAUGUCCCCAGACCUUUACGCAAUAAUUAAUGUUUGCUCAACAGAAGUUGAGUACAAUAAAUGUAGUUAAUAUUUGUGAGUAUGUUUUUU